AAUUGUUUUUAUUGUAGAGCUCUAUCUGCGAUGCUGUUUGUGGGACUCGAUAAUGGACAUCCAGCAUAGAUUUUGUGUUGACUGAACUAGAAUUUCAACUUCAGAUAUUACCUUUGUAUUUUCCCGCAUAGUAAUUUCGUCUACCUCCAUCCUUGUGGGGGGUUGAUUAUUUAUUUAAUAAACGUCGAUAUCUUUCUAUAGCAUCCUUGUCCCCCACCCCCUUUCUUCACCAUCCCACAAAUUCCUAGUCGGAGGGGAAAAGUAGGCUGUAUUUUGUUCUGCGUAAAUCUCUGCCCCUUCUCUUCCAAUUCCUCUUUACCUUGCUUCCUUCGCUGGCGGACGGAGCUCAAGUCGACACCUUGUUCAAUGAAACGUAAGCUACCUGACAACCAUUUGAUUAAGUUCUUGCAAAUUUGGCUGAAUAAUAAAAAUACAAGUUGCACCUGUCGAGUCCACUUCAAGGACAAAGAUAAACAAAGGAUACCUUUGAGCGACGCUUAAACGAGUCCACAUCUAUUUCCCAUUAAGAGCCUCGUGUAUAAGGACGUGGGCGUGUGUGCACGCUCAUUUUGGCGAAGACAGGGAGUGGCAAGAAGUGGAAUACCAUCAACACAAAUUUCAAGUAUUAAAUUCCCAGCAGAAAUCAAAUCCUGCAACGUUGGUUUUGGCAGUAUCAACUCAACCAUCUGAGCCACACCAUUAUCCUGAUCUCUUCCAGUAGGAAACCACUAACACCCCACGUUUUGCUUCCUGUCAGUCUGUGCCUGUGAAGGAGGUAUGGGUUGCCCCUAGAGAUGGGCAGAUGGAGUCAUUUGAGAUCAGAGAUGCUGCUGUCUAUGUUACUGUGUGCCAUCUAUCCACUGGUGCUGCCUUCGUCCUCUCCCAGCCAAGCCUCAGAUGACUCCAAACUUCUACAGGUGACCAUCCCUGCGAAACCACACAUGUCAGCAAUCUUGGGGGGCUCUCUCACCCUGCCAUGCCUGGUGUCUCUGUCCCACCCUCCCCCGAACACCAACGGACGGCACGCAGUGCUAACCCUUCCCCGGGUCAAGUGGAGUGUGCUGUCCCAGGGGCACGAAGCUGAGAUCCUGGUGGCUCGAGGGGACAGGGUGAAAGUCAGUGAAACCUACAAGGACCGAGCCUCCCUGCUCCAUUAUGCCUCCUCCCCAGCUGACCUCACCCUGAGGCUGGAGGGCUUGCAGUACAAUGACUCUGGCUUCUACCGCUGCGAGGUUCAGCAGGGCCUGGAGGAUGCUGCCGAUGUGGUUCCGGUCAAGGUCAAAGGAGUGGUGUUCCACUAUCGAGACGCUUCAAGUCGCUAUGCCUUUACGUUUGAGCGGGCCCGAGAAGCCUGUGAGGAAAUAGGGGCUCAAAUCGCCACCCCAGAGCAACUCAUGGCAGCCUACCACAGCGGAUACGAGCAAUGUGAUGCAGGCUGGCUCUCAGACCACUCGGUAAGGUAUCCCAUCCAGAUGCCACGAGAGGGAUGUUUUGGAGACAUGGACGGGAAUCCUGGAGUGAGAAACUAUGGGCUGCUAGAGCCUGAUGAGCUGUAUGAUGUAUACUGUUAUGUGGAGAACAUAGAGGGGGAAGUUUUCCAUGGCUCUGACCCCCAACGUUUCACCCUAUGGGAAGCUAAGGCCUACUGUCUGGCUCAAGGAGCGGAACUUGCGACUACAGGUCAGCUUUAUGCGGCCUGGAAUGACGGACUGAAUGCCUGCAGCCCCGGGUGGUUGGCGGAUGGGAGUGUACGCUACCCCAUCGUCACACCAAGGGAGCGUUGCGGCGGAGGCGAGCCUGGGGUCAGGACUGUGUAUCGCCAUUUGAACCAGACAGGUUUUCCUGAAGCACACACUCGCCACGACACUUACUGCUACAGAGGCUACAGCAACACUCAUACUGAAUCUCCCCAGGACUACCUGGCAACAGAGCCAGAGGACAUCGGCCAGGACAUUGUGAUUCCAUCUGAGCCUCUGGAGGAGUCCAGCUUGGCUCAGGUGACAGAACAGGUCUCCCUGAAUGCCAUCCCAGAUCCAGAUGAGCAGUACACAUCAGAGCACAUAGAGAAGCUGGGAUUUGUUGCUGGGGAGCUGUUCCCAAAUCAGCCUGAGGAGGUGCUGGGACCAGUUGAGGGCCAGGAUCCCACUGUUGUCUAUCAUGAAGAGCUACCCUUUCCGGUUGAAUCCCAAGAGCCAGUCACCCCCACAUUCAUCCCUCAUGACCUUGAGCCCUCAGAGGGAACCUGGCAGCCGGUGGUCAGCAAUUCAAAAUCCAAUCGACCUGCUCUCGUGGAGGCAACGACUGACUCCAAAUACCCAGUCACAUCCUCUGUCCAGCUGAAUGAAAGCCCAACAGUGUACAAAUUUCCUCCUGAGAAAACUGAUGAAUCUGGCGAGGGCCAGUCUGGGCAAGUCACAGACGCGGACCCAGUCAACCCAAGCCCCUCUUCUGACGAGUCCAUCAGGCCUGAGGAAGCCAUUGCUGGGGGUAUCGAGGAGACGUCGGUUUUUUCCACAGAGCGGUUCACUGACCAGUCCACCACCCAGGCUCCAUACUGGUACAGCACAGCUGAAUACCGCCUGACUAACUCCGUGGACCACACUGCCAGCAUCCUUCAGUCUGAGGAGCAUAUCCCAUCACUGGAGUCAUUGUUCAUCCAGACAGCUUAUGAUCCCACUCAGCAACAGUCAGGGAUCUAUGAGGAAAUACCUGACAUCACCCUCUUGACAUCUUCCAUACCAAUAGCCAACCCCACCCCAACACAGCGGUCCGUGGAAAUGGAGGCCAGCUCCCCGGGAGACCUCAUAACCUACAUCCCAGAAUCCAGUUUUCCAUCUGGGUUUAAUCCCCUGGAGGAAAAGCUUGAGAAGGUUGAGCAAGAAGGUUUGGGUGAAAUCCCAGAAGUUGUCUCCACUGCUACCCCAGAGACAACUUCUGGAGAGAAAGGGAGUGGAGAUGAACAGAGUGGCCAAGACAGAGUGGAGUCAGGCUCUGGCAUAGACUCAAGUUCAGGCUUAGACAUUGUCUCAGGCUCCGGCUCAGGUUCUGCAUUUGGUUCAAGCUCAGGCCAGGAAGUUUCAAGCUCAGGGUCAGCCUCGGGCUUAGGGUCAGACUGGGGGUCAGGGUCAGACUGGGGCUCAGGGUCAGAUUGGGGCUCAGGGUCAGAUUCGGGCUCAGGAUUAGAUGCAAGCUCAGGGUCAGACGCAAAUUCAGGGUCUGACUCUGGCUCAGGUUCAGAUUUGGGCUCAGGGUCAGACUCUGGCUCAGACUUGGGUUCAGGUUCAGACUCAGGGUUAGGCUCAGACUCAGGCUCUGCAUUAGGCAUAGAUUUAGGUGAGGAGCCUUUUAAAUCUGCUGAAGGAUCAGGGGUGUCUCCUACACAAAGCUCAGCCAUCCUUGAACCAGAAUUCCCAUACUUGAAUGAAACUUCCUCAUCUAUCAAUGGCGCAACCAUCAACGGUACAGAAGAAAGUGAACCGGAAUCGAGCACAGAAGUGCCUUCUACGGAAAUGGGGAUCAAGCUGCUCCCUGACACGUCCCAGACCCCGCUGGCAACGCCCACUGUGCCCCAGGAGUCUCGUGCAGAUGAAGAUCUGUUGUACGGUGGGUUGACCUUAGACACUGAGGACUCUAUCAGUCCCCACACUGAAGAGCCUGAGAAGACCCCCAGCCCGACCCCCACCAUAGAGGUCAAUGAUGACCACACCACGACAACAGUGCCCUUAUAUCCAGACGCCGUUGAUGAGGAGGAACUGACUGCCGCUCCUAGUAUUUCCAGCGUGACAUCUAGAAAUAUUUCAGAUGCCUGCCUAAAGAAUCCUUGUUCCAAUGGGGGAACUUGUGUCGACAGUGGGUCUUCCACCAAGUGCCUUUGUCUGCCUACUUAUCGAGGAGACGUGUGCCAGACAGAUCUGGAGGCGUGUGAGCUGGGCUGGGAAAAGUUCAUGGGUUUCUGUUACCGACACUUCAGCCAGCGUCAGGGCUGGGAGGUGGCAGAGCAGCAGUGUCGUGUUUAUGGUGCCCAUCUAGUCUCAGUCAUGACCCCCGAGGAACAGGACUACAUCAAUGAUCAGUACAGAGAUUACCAGUGGACAGGUCUGAAUGACAGAACCAUAGAAGGGGACUUCCGCUGGUCCGACGGAAAUCCUCUGCUCUAUGAGAACUGGUACCGGGGCCAGCCUGACAGUUACUUCCUUUCUGGAGAGGACUGUGUGGUGAUGGUGUGGCAUGAUGGAGGCCGCUGGAGUGAUGUGCCCUGCAACUACCACCUCUCCUACACCUGCAAGAAGGGCCCUUCUUCUUGUGGCCAGCCCCCUGUCGUCGCCAAUGCCAAUGUGUUUGGUAAGAUUCACCUGCGCUAUGAGACCAACUCCAAGGUGCGCUACUACUGUGAAGAUGGAUUCCUUCAGACGCAUAAUCCCGUCAUUAAGUGCCUACCCAACGGCCAAUGGGAGGAAGCUUUGAUCACCUGUCACCCGGCCCUGAAUGUCUCGGCAGAGGAAGAGCAGCAGCUCAUGAAGCCCAGCUAUAAGGACGAGGAGGUUGAGGUGGUGGACACAGCCACAGAGAAAGCCACUCCAGGAUUUUGGGAUAUUAAGUGGAACUUCUAAGCUCAUCGAACAGAAUAUGACCCUUCCUUCUGCCCUGUUGCAUUGUAUCUUGGGUUCUACUGAAAGACUGUCCUACUUUGUCCUCUGAACAAGGUGGAGCCUUUUUUCAUUUUCUCGUUGAUGAUGAGUCACUACAUUCCGGUCGCCAGCUCUUUCCUGAAUUAUGUUCAUUUAGAACGUCAAUAGACUUGACGCUACUCAGACUUACAAUUAGAGUACACCCAAACAUAAGGCCACAGUUUGAGGAAUACAACACAAUUUGCGCAGUAUGAUUUGUCUUUGUAAUGAGCUUUAAAAUGGUCCUAUCAAUCAUCGGGGUGGUUGAUUGACGAGUGUAGUACAAUAUACUCUACUAUGACAAUGUUGUGUUGCUUUAUUUGACUGUCAGAGGAACCGACAUCAGCGUACUGCUGCUAAGAGUAAAGCUUCUUGUACAGACGGUCUGCCUGCCCCACACUGAACCAGUGGUCCUCUGCUCUACAACACAUGAGCUGCCUCCUUGACAACAAUCUGACUGUUCUACAAAGCUCAAACAGUCCAUUUGGAUAGCCCUAUUGGUGACUUUUCAAGCUAGCUGUGGAAGAGGAUUUCUGUAUGUUCUUAAUUCCGUUACAUUAGGAAUAUAC
Molecule: messenger RNA, 5236 nt
Organism: Esox lucius (northern pike)
Lineage: Eukaryota; Metazoa; Chordata; Actinopteri; Esociformes; Esocidae
Gene: bcan
Product: brevican
Exons: 17
Coding region: 795-4610 (1271 amino acids)
Biological process (GO): cell adhesion
Molecular function (GO): signaling receptor activity; hyaluronic acid binding
Source: RefSeq, a predicted model, not a curated record